Macrobrachium nipponense is the source of this 558-nucleotide messenger RNA. RefSeq names its product basic proline-rich protein-like. The record is from RefSeq and is a predicted model, not a curated record. The transcript has a single exon. Bases 1 to 558 code for a protein of 185 amino acids. Lineage: Eukaryota; Metazoa; Arthropoda; Malacostraca; Decapoda; Palaemonidae.
AUGGCUGACCUCGUCUGCCCAUCCUGCGACCCUUGGCAGGCCCACCACGCCUGUCCCGGGACACGUGGCAGACCUUACCCGCCCGUCCCGGGGCCCAUGGCGGGCCUGACCCGCCCAUCCCAGGAAAUGUGGCAAACCUCGUCUACCCAUCCUGGAACCAUCGGUGUGCCCACCCCACCCGCCCCGGGACACGUGGUGGGCCUUGCCUACCCGUCCCCGCACCCUCGGCAGGCCUGGACCAUCCUUCCCGGGGCCCCUAGUGGGCCUGGCCCACCCGUCCCUGGCCCACCUUUCCCACAACACAUGGCAGACCUCGCCUGCCCGUCCCGGGACAUUAGGGAGGCCUGGCCUGCCUGUCCUGGGAUACGUGGUGGACCUUGCCUGCCCGUCCUGGGACCCGUGGCGGGCCUGGCCUGCCAGUCCCAGGACACGUGGCAGACCUCGCCCACCCAUCCCAGGACCCAUGGCAGCUCUGGCCCGCCAGUCCCGGGACAUGUGGCGGACCUUGCCUGCCCGUCCCGGGAGCCGUGGUGGGCCUCGCCUGCCAGUCCCGAUUGA